Messenger RNA from Fonsecaea erecta, 1038 nucleotides. RefSeq lists its product as hypothetical. NCBI's taxonomy places the organism in Eukaryota, Fungi, Ascomycota, Eurotiomycetes, Chaetothyriales, Herpotrichiellaceae. The transcript has a single exon. Gene Ontology annotation, molecular function: oxidoreductase activity, acting on the CH-OH group of donors, NAD or NADP as acceptor. The record is from RefSeq and is a predicted model, not a curated record. Bases 1 to 1038 code for a protein of 345 amino acids.
AUGGGUUCCAUUACAGAACGUGCCAUUCCAGCAGGGACCCUUGUCGUCGUGAGUGGAGCGAAUGGUUUUAUCGCAAGUCAUGUUGUUGACCAGCUUCUGCUGGCUGGCUACCGCGUCAGAGGGACGGUCCGCAACUGCCACAAGUCUGCAUGGUUGAAUGACUAUUUUGGCGACAAAUAUGGUUCUGGCAAGUUCGAGCUGAUUGAGGUGCCAGAAAUGGCUGAGAAGGGAGCUUUCGAUGAAGCAGUCAAAGGUGCCUCUGGGUUUAUUCACACAGCAACACCCGUCAUGGUGUCGUACGAUCCAAAUGAAGGCGUUCCGAUUGUCGUAAGCGGCACGUUGAACGCGCUCAAAGCUGCUGCCCGCGAGCCCUCUAUCAAACGCUUUGUGCUGACUUCGUCUUCCACUGCUGCGAUCAGUCCGAAGCCGAACGUGGAGCUCAGCGCCGAUGAAACGACGUGGAACGACGAAGCGGUGAAAGCAGCCUGGGCUCCUCCCCCCUACGAAGGUGAACAGAGGAAGCUCGAUGUGUACUCCGCCAGUAAAACACAGGGCGAGCAAGCUGCUUGGAAGUUCAUGAAAGAAGAAAAGCCUGGAUAUGUCUUGAACACAGUCCUCCCAAACUGCAACAUGGGUUUGGUGCUCUCACCUGAGCAUCAAGGGGCGCCAAGUACGGUCGGCUGGCUCAAGGCACUCUGGAACGAGUUCAAGGGGCAAGAGACACUCGCGUUCAAUCCGCCACAGUACUAUGUGAACGUGCAAGACAAUGCCCGCGUCCACGUUGGCGCCCUGAUUUGUCCAGACGUUCAAGGAGAGCGCUUGUUCGCGUUUGCAUACCCUUUCAACUGGAAUGAUAUUCUGGCAAUUUAUAGGAAAUUAUACCCUGAACACAAAUUCAUGGAGGAUCUACCUGACCUUGGUAGAGAUCUUAGCAAGAUCGCAAACGAAAGGGCGGAGAAAAUUGUGAAACGAUUUGGAAGGCCGGGAUGGACGAACUUGGAGGACACCAUCCGUGACACUACGAGGGGAUGGGCCUGA